Molecule: messenger RNA, 2122 nt
Organism: Oncorhynchus tshawytscha (Chinook salmon)
Lineage: Eukaryota; Metazoa; Chordata; Actinopteri; Salmoniformes; Salmonidae
Gene: slc37a4a
Product: solute carrier family 37 member 4a
Exons: 10
Coding region: 426-1718 (430 amino acids)
Biological process (GO): phosphate ion transmembrane transport; glucose-6-phosphate transport
Cellular component (GO): endoplasmic reticulum membrane
Molecular function (GO): glucose 6-phosphate:phosphate antiporter activity
Source: RefSeq, a predicted model, not a curated record
GGCAUUUUCGAAAGAAAGUUCAUGUUUGUGGUAGCGUGGUCAUUGACUUGAAUAUCGGGCUUGGUGUACAGAAAUUGAAAGAAAUAGCCCACUGGGCACAGACGUAAGUCGAUUCAACGUCUAUUCCUGUGUUUCUUCAAGUAAUGUCAUUGCAAUGACGUGCAAACAACGUUGAUUCAACCAGUGUGCGCCUAGUGGAAGGCAGUUUAUGUUAACAAGAAACGUGGACUAACGAGACAGACUUUUGGACAAUACAAGCAACAUUACAGAAGAUAACAGCAUCGGACUCUGCUCUGCACCGUGGAUCCUGACACCAAAGUUCAGUCACUGGUGGCAGAAGUAUUUCACACUCGAACAACUACUCCUCUGUAGUUUUGUUUUAUAAUCCUCUAUUAUUUAGCACUUUUUGCUGCACUGCAAACACCAUGGCAACCGCAGGGUAUGGAUAUUACCGCACCACCAUUUUCCUGGCCAUGUUUGUGGGUUAUACGCUGUACUACUUCAACAGGAAGACCUUUUCCUUUGUGAUGCCCUCUCUCAUGCAAGAGAUCAAGCUGGACAAAGAUGACCUGGGCAUGAUCACUAGUAGCCAGUCUCUGGCCUAUGCUAUAAGCAAGUUCAUCAGCGGUGUGUUGUCGGAUCAGAUCAGUGCCCGCUGGCUCUUCUCCAUUGGCCUGUUCAUGGUGGGUGCCAUCAAUGUGGUCUUCUCCUGGUCCUCUACUGUGGCCAUUUUCUCUGGCCUCUGGUUCCUCAACGGCCUGGGUCAGGGCCUGGGGUGGCCCCCAUGUGGCAGGGUGCUGCGCAAGUGGUUCGAGCCCUCUCAGUUUGGGACGUGGUGGGCGAUUCUGUCCUGUAGUAUGAACCUGGCUGGGAGUUUAGGCCCCAUUAUUGCAACGUUGAUGGCCCAGAGCUACAGCUGGAGGACGACCCUGUCCAUCUCAGGCCUCUCCUGUUGUGUGGUCUCCUUCGUCUGCCUGCUGUUGAUCAGGAAUGAGCCCAAAGACGUGGGCUUGCCCAACAUAGACACUGGGGGGGCCAAGAAGGGCAAAGCAGGCUCAUCCAGUGAUGAGACCACCUUCAAAGAGUUCAUCCUGUCCCCCUACCUGUGGCUGCUGUCUGUGGGCUACCUGGUGGUGUUUGGGGUGAAGACAGCCUGCACUGACUGGGGCCAACUCUUCCUCAUCCAGGACAAGGGCCAGUCAACACUCAUGGGCAGUUCCUACAUGAGUGCCCUAGAGGUGGGAGGCCUGUUGGGCAGUUUAGCUGCAGGAUACUUCUCUGACAAGGCUGUGGCACAACAAGGCAUGAAAAGCCAUGGAAACCCCCGUCAUUUUCUCUUGAUCUCAAUGAUGGCUGGGAUGUUUGGUUCCAUGUAUCUAUUCCGGAUCACUGUCACGCCAGACAGCCCAAAGAUGUGGAUCCUCUUCUUGGGGGCUACAUUUGGCUUCUCAUCUUACGGACCAAUAGCCUUGUUUGGCGUGAUAGCCAAUGAGAGUGCUCCUUCAAACUAUUGUGGAACGUCACAUGCUAUUGUUGCCUUAAUGGCCAACAUUGGUGGCUUCUGCUCUGGACUGCCGUUCAGCACCAUCGCCAAGCACCACAGCUGGGAAAUGGCCUUCUGGGUAGCAGAGAUGACUUGUCUCAUCACUACCAUCUGCUUUUUCUUGCUGCGGAACAUCACAACCAAGAUGGGUCACAUCCCCAAGAAGACUGACUGAUCACUACACCAACUCUCUGCUGUCAAUGUAGGAAAUUUAGGAUAAGAAUGUACAUUCUUAUUUACUAAGUGUUUUUGAUUUGAAAAAGGCUCAAUUGUAUUGACGGGAGACAUGGUCCUGUAUAUUCUUAUUUUAAGAGAUGGUGAGACAUGGAGUUGAGCGAGGAAAUAUUUAUUUUCACUGAAGAUGUAUUCAGAUGCAAAUACAUCAACCAUGUUGUGUUAACUCUUUUCAAUGCUCAUGGCAUAAAACAGAUCCAAGUAUUGAAAAUGUGUCAAUAUGAUCAUUUGAAACCAAGACACUUUAUGGUCAAAUGUACUGCUCACUUUUUAAAUUGGCACUGUACUCAUAUGGGUGAAAUGUGUUUGACUAUAUAAGACUUGAAUAAAAUACCUUAUGUUGUG